Messenger RNA from Lithohypha guttulata, 903 nucleotides. RefSeq lists its product as uncharacterized. Lineage: Eukaryota; Fungi; Ascomycota; Eurotiomycetes; Chaetothyriales; Trichomeriaceae. The transcript has 4 exons. The coding region runs from base 1 to 903 and encodes 300 amino acids. The record is from RefSeq and is a predicted model, not a curated record.
AUGAAAGUCCAAUCCUUCCAGGUCAGCGCUCUUCUGGCAGUGACCCUUCUCACACCAUAUACCGCAGCUGGGCCGCUCGUCGCCUUUAUCUUGCCCUUCAUACCCUCGUUGGGACCUAUUUUCGGCGCUGUCCCUGCUGCAACAGCACUGGGAUGGGUGGUCGUGAAUAGAGGGCUGUACAUAGCUUCGAGUGUGGUUGUGGGCGAAAUGAUUGCCGGAACCAUCAUUGGAGGUGCUGUGGGGGGAGUCAGUGCCUCGAAUGCUAAGGAAUCCAAGGCACUAGCUGCUGCUAUAUCGGAGGCUUCAGUAUCGUCAGUAUCUCACGAGUCGCUUUCGAGGGCUACUGUGUCGUCGUUGCAGGCGGAGUGGACGCAGAACUCGAUCGCGUUGCAAUCUAGCUCGGCCGCCGCGGUCGCUAGUGUGAAUGAGCUAUUCAAAGCUCCCGGGACAGCACCUGUUGAUACUGCGCUCGAUCCGUUCACGUUCAAGAAGCGGUGGAUGACUGAAACUACGAUUCCGACUGUGACGUCUGCGCCUUCAGCAGCGUUGCUGGAUAGGCGAGGCGACGAGCUUCCAAUUCCACCUGUUGCACCUGUCUCGGCAGUUCCAGCUGAUUUUGUACCGCCGACGUACGCUGGUGUGCCAGAGUACAAUAUCCAUAUGUGCAAGGUUGAUAUUGUGGCUAUGGGGACGGCCGGUCAAAGUCUUGUUAUGAACAAUCCAGCGGAUCGAGUUCUUCGAGUCGACAACGUCCCGUCUACUUGCAUGGUGCUCGCAAAUUUCGUCAUGGGCAAUCCAACUCUGGCACCUUUCGCAAUCCCGAUGGGCGCGGCGAGUUUACAAUGGAACGAUGUAGAUCCUGCUGCUAUAGGGAAAGUGCGAGAGUUUUUUGGUGUUCAAUAG